AUGGAUGCCUUUAGGGAGAUAAUGGAUGAAUGCGGGUUUCGUGGCCUGGGCUAUAAAGGUAGUUGUUUUACUUGGCAGCGUGGACUAUCUAUGGAGACUUUGGUGCAGGAAAGGCUCGAUAGGUUUAUAGCUAUGGACAGUUGGUGCUCUUUGUUCCCACGGUUCGAGGUCAUCCACUUCCCCAUAUGCCAUUCUGACCAUGCCGCAAUCCUUUUAAAAUGUGGGGAUGAGUUUGAUCGAGAAAGAAAGGAGAAAAUUUUCAGGUUCGAGAAGUUAUGGCUUUCGAAUGAGGAGUGUGCAAAGGUGGUUUUGGAGUGCUGGGCUACGGGGGUGGGUGAGCCUAUGCAUGCUAGGAUUGCCAAUGUAGUAGGAGGGCUGUCUACCUGGGCGGCUAGGACAUUUGGUGUGUUUAAGAAGAAAAUAAAAAAUGCAGAAGGGCGCCUAAAGGAGAUACAGGGAGGAAGACUUGAUGCGGUGCUGCUUGAGCAGUGUAAUGCAAUCAGACAGGAAAUUGAUGAGCUCCGCAGGAUGGAAGAAUCGUAUUGGUAUGCUAGAGCAAGAACAAACGAGCUAAGAGAUGGUGACAAAAAUACGAAGUACUUUCAUCACAAGGCUGACCUCGAUUCUAUUAUUGCCAAUUAUUUUGAUGGGCUAUUUGCUACUGACCAUCCAAGUAAUUUUGAUGAAGCUUUAGGUGGCAUUGAACCUAUUGUCACGGAGGAGAUGCGUAGAGAACUGGAGACCGAACCUACAAAGGAGGAAAUUCAUGAAGCUUUAUUUCAAAUGCAUCCGACUAAAGCUCCGGGGCCGGGUGGGAUGCAUGCAUUAUUUUUCCAGAAAUUUUGGGGUACUCUUGGAGGGGAUAUAAUAAAUUAUGUGAAGUCAUGGUGGCGUGGUCUUGUGGACUUGAAAGAGGUGAACCGUACUUGUAUUGUCUUGAUCCCAAAAUGUGAUAAGCCAAAGCGGAUGAUGGAGUUUAGACCUAUUAGCUUGUGCAACGUGUUGUACAAAAUUAUUUCAAAAACUUUGGCAAAUAAAAUGAAGACAAUGCUUGGAUCAAUUAUCUCGGAAAAUCAGAGUGCUUUUGUUCCCAAUAGACUUAUUAUAGAUAACGCUCUUAUUGCUUUCGAGAUUUUUCAUGGGAUGAAGAGGAAAGGGGAAGGGAAAGAUGGUACGAUAGCGCUUAAACUGGAUAUGAGUAAAGCCUAUGAUAGGGUUGAGUGGGUUUUUCUGGAAAAGGUAAUGCAAAAAUUGGGGUUUCCGCAAAGUUGGAUUGGUCGGAUUAUGCACUGUUUGAACAGUGCGUCUUUCUCCUUUAAGUACAAUGGUGGAAUUUCGGGAUCGUUGAUCCCAUCUAGAGGGUUUCGGCAAGGUGAUCCAAUUUCCCCUUAUUUAUUCUUAAUUUGUGCAGAAGCUUUUUCUUCACUUAUUUCGAAAGCUGCUAGGGAUAAGAUGAUUCAUGGGGCACGUGUGUGUCGAGGUGCCCCUAGGAUAUCUCAUUUAUUUUUUGCCGAUGAUAGUAUACUGUUUGCAAAGGCUACAUUGCAAGAAUGCUCUAAAAUUGCUGAAAUUAUCAGUAUAUAUGAAAGAGCUUCCGGUAAGAAAGUGAAUUUAAGCAAGACUGAAGUAGCUUUUAGCAAAUGUGUUACUAUGGACAGAAGGGAGGCGAUCGUGGAGACUCUUGGGGUGAAUGUGGUUGAUAGGCACGAGAAGUAUCUGGGGUUACCGACUAUUCAUUGGGAGAUCAAAAAAAGCUAUUUUUGCAGGGUUGAAAGCUCGAAUUUGGAAGAAGUUGCAGGGUUGGAAGGAAAAACUCUCGUUUUUGGUGGGGGUCGACAAAUACGGGACGUAAGAUGCAUUGGCAAAAAUGGGAAUAUCUCUGCCUUCCAAAAUCUAUGGGAGGCAUCCUUGGGAUACGAUCCGAGUUAUAGUUGGAGGAGUAUAUGGGGUUCGAAGGCUAUAUUGCUUGAUGGCAUGAAGUGGAGAGUUGGAAACGGGUCUUCAAUUCGUGUAUGGGAUGAUGCGUGGUUGAUUGGCGAAGGUUGCUGGAAUAUGGAGAUGGUCGAUGCUACUUUUAGUGAGAAUGAUAAGAGGGUUGUCCUUGACAUCCCCCUAUCGAAUUCCUGGCCGUGUGAUGGUGUUUAUACGGUUAAAAGUGGCUAUUGGCUUGGAAGACUUGGCUGUUUGAGAGCGUGGGAAUUGUUUCACGGCACUAGUGACAAGUACUGUUGGAGUGUGGUCUGGAAAAUUAAUGGACCUCCUAAAUUGAGCCAUUUCCUAUGGCGUGCGAGUAAGGGACAGAUGGCGUUGAUGGAGGUGCUUCACAAAAGACAUAUGCGAGACGAUAUGAUUUGUACAAUCUGUGGCGCCCCUGAAGAGACAAUUCUGCAUUCCUUUUUCCACUGUAAGUAUGCAAGGGAUAUUUGGGCUAGUAGUGAUUUUGUUGAGCUCUUGAGUGAUGCCCCUGUUACCUCUUUUGCUGAUGUAUUGGUCUGGUUCUCGAAGAAAAUUAACAAGGACAAGCUUAGAGAGUUUGCUGCUCUUACGUGGGCAUCUUGGUACUGCAGGAAUUUACACAUUUUCGAGAGUAAUGAUGAUAUCAACCCUGUAAUGAUUGCUGCUGGAUUUGUGAAAUUAUGUUCUGAUUUUUGCUCGUACCAAACUCGGGUAGGGGAAGUGGUGAGGAGUGAACAGAUUUUAUCUGCUGCUAGGUGGAUGUACCCUCCUACGGGGGUGGUAAAAAUAAAUGUGGACGCUCACAUUUCUGGCCAUUCUUUCGUGCAGCUGGGAGUUGUUAUUCGGUUGAUAAGGGUGGCUUGCUGGUUGCUGCGGUGA
Chenopodium quinoa (quinoa) is the source of this 2835-nucleotide messenger RNA. RefSeq lists its product as uncharacterized. The transcript has 5 exons. Lineage: Eukaryota; Viridiplantae; Streptophyta; Magnoliopsida; Caryophyllales; Amaranthaceae. The record is from RefSeq and is a predicted model, not a curated record. Bases 1 to 2835 code for a protein of 944 amino acids.